AUGGCAGCGCAGCGAACGCGCCUCACAGACGCCUUCCUUGCCAGGGGCUUCAACGGCGUCGGCGUGGACUGUUGGCGCAACAAGCAUACGCCUGAAGGUCCAGUGGUGGAUCUCGACUUGUCGGCGCCAGAAGGCCAGCAGCAAACUCGCGAAUUGCUGGCGUCCACGGGCCCGUUGGCCCUGCUGUGGAUGUCCGCGCCCACAGGGACGUCAGCCAGGUCCCGGUGCGCGGCGAUUGGGCAGCUCCGCGCGGAGGCCGACCCUUUUGGCGUGGUUGGCAUCGGCCAUGAUGACCAGACCAGAGCCGCCAGGGAGAACGAGCUUUUUCGGUUCUUCGCCAGCGUUGCACAGUGGUGCCAGGAACGCCAGGUGUGGUGGGCGUGGGACGGCCCCCACAGAGCUCCGUUCUGGUGGAUAGAGUUCGUCGUUGACCUCUGCGGUGCGGCCGGGGACCAGGAUGUCACUUUCCAGGCCCGCAUGCACAGAGGCGGCUGGGACAAGACACAGCGUAUCAGAACUAACUGCGCGGCGCUGGCGGCGCCCAGCGUUGAGCGCGACAAGUCCCAUGUUCACCUUCCCUGGGCGGUCGGCGCUCGCCAGUUUGCUGUUGAAGAGUCCAUGUGCCCGUUUCGGCUGUGCAGCAAGGUGGCCGACGCAGUGGCUGCAGCGUGGGCCGCGCGGCCUGCGGCCGCCUUGGCGCCGCCGGUGCCUGGCGGAGCUCGCCUGGCUGCCGCGGCGGUGGCAGCGGCUCGGUUCCCUUUGGCGCAGCGGGCGGCCGCGGUCGGCAAGCAGCGCCGGGGCGUGACGCUGCUAGCCCCAGAGUUCACGUCGGAAUACGUUGUGUCCUUCACGAGCGAGGAGCUCGUCAGGUUCCCGGAAGGCCAUAACUUCGAGACCAAUGCCGUGGUCGGCGGAGUGCAGGGGCGCGCGGCCUGUGCCACGGCUACCGUGGGCAUCCCUUGGUGCCCUGGUGAGUUCGUGGAGGAGGCAGUUCGGUUGCGCCGCCCCUUCGACGCCCUGGCGGACGUCCCCGACUACGCGAGCGAGGCGAGGGCCGCCGAGCUGGACGGCCGCGAGGCGGAGCUCAAGGCGCAGGCGCACCCUCGCGUGCGGGCGCGUCUGGGCGAGAAGCGGACAAUCUUGUUCGAAGUGAUGUUGCGGGAGGCGCAAUUUCCCAACCCCGAGCUGCUCGUGGGCACGCCGCGAGUCGGUGCUCCGAUGGUCGGGGAGGUGCCCGCUCACCCAGCUUUCGACCUCGAUGAGCACCCCGCGUCCAAACCUUUGUUUGACCUUCCCCGAUCCGGAGCCUGGGCGAGGCGCGCCCUCGACGGGUCCAUAACCCCGUCCGCGGACCCAGAGUGCGAUUUAGCCGUCUGGAAGAAGACCAUAGACGAAGUGCGGGCGGGGAGGGCCGAAG
Molecule: messenger RNA, 1417 nt
Organism: Prorocentrum cordatum
Lineage: Eukaryota; Dinophyceae; Prorocentrales; Prorocentraceae
Source: the annotation of a GenBank genome assembly